Gasterosteus aculeatus aculeatus (three-spined stickleback) is the source of this 7596-nucleotide messenger RNA. NCBI's taxonomy places the organism in Eukaryota, Metazoa, Chordata, Actinopteri, Perciformes, Gasterosteidae. The record is from RefSeq and is a predicted model, not a curated record.
CAACACGCGGGUUCACUUCCACACUGCCGACGGCGCGUGUGGGACACUUUUCUCUGACUGCGCCGUCCGACCAACCACCGUAUUAUCGAACUAAACUCGCUUUCUCCGUGUAACUGCUGCUUAUUUUACUCAAAAUUCAAGGCCACGCCGACAGACAUCUGCUCCGCGGUGAAAUUUGGUCUUAAUCCGUAGUUUUUUCUUAGUCUUCAUCUCCCCUCUCCUGCUCUCCAGAGUUUCACGUGGAGAGCGGAGGGCUCGUCACUACGAAGCCUUCAUCAGUUCAUCAGUCACGGCUGCUAGCAUCCGCUAUCUUGAGGGAAGCAUGUCAAAGAUGGCAACAUUGAUCCUGGAGGACGGGACGGCGUUCAAGGGGCUCCUUUUUGGUGCCGAUGUGUCAAUUUCGGGAGAAGUUGUGUUUCAGACGGGUAUGGUGGGCUACCCCGAGGCUCUCACUGACCCAUCCUACCACUGCCAGCUGCUGACCCUCACUUACCCUCUGGUGGGCAACUACGGUGUGCCGCAGGACGCCGAGGGAGAGUUCGCACUCAGCCAGUGGUUCGAGUCGUCAAAGAUCCACGCUGCGGCGCUCAUCAUCGGAGAGCUGUCGGAGAAUCCCAGUCACUGGAGUUCAGUCAAGUCGCUGGACCAGUGGCUCAAGGAGCAAGGUGUUCCGGGAUUACGAGGCAUCGACACCCGCUGUCUGACCAAAAAGAUCCGAGAGAAGGGCACCAUGUUGGGGAAGCUGGUGGUGGACGGGACUCCUGAGGACAGUGUUCCAUUUGACAACCCAGACAAAAGGAACCUGGUUCAGGAAGUCUCCAUGAAGGAGCCCACGGUAUUCAACCCCAGCGGUGGUUUGCGAAUCACAGUAGUGGACUGCGGCAUCAAAUACAACCAAAUCCGCUGCCUGGCUCAGAGGGGCGCCUGUGUUACCGUCGUCCCCUGGGACCACCCGCUGGACAGCAAAGAUUUUGAUGGUUUGUUCAUCAGUAACGGCCCCGGGGACCCCCAACUGUGUCAGACCACCAUCAGCAACGUGAGGAAGGUGGUCUGCGUGGAACGUCCCAAGCCGGUUUUCGGCAUCUGCCUCGGACACCAGCUGCUCUCAUUAGUCAUUGGAUCAAAGACCUUCAAGAUGAAGUACGGUAACCGUGGGCACAACCAGCCUUGCAUCCACAAGGGAACGGCUCGAUGCUUCAUCACCAGUCAGAACCACGGCUUUGCCGUCGACCCCGACACGCUGCCCGAAGACUGGGACGUCCUGUUUACCAACGCCAAUGAUCACACCAAUGAGGGCAUCGUGCACAACACGAAACCCCUGUUCAGUGUUCAGUUCCACCCAGAGCACAUGGCGGGGCCCACGGACCUGGUCGGCCUGUUCGAUGUCUUCCUUGACACCGUGAAGGAGCACAAGGCUGGCAACGCCACCACAUCUGUGAAGCAACGUCUCAUGGACCACCUCACCUACCCGGGUUCCCCAAAGCCUGAAGAGGUCGAACGACCGAGGAAGGUCCUCAUCCUGGGCUCCGGAGGGCUAUCCAUCGGCCAGGCCGGGGAGUUUGACUACUCCGGCUCCCAGGCCAUUAAAGCGCUCAAGGAAGAGAACAUCCAGACCGUGCUGAUCAACCCAAACAUCGCCACUGUCCAGACCUCCAAGGGCUUGGCUGACAAAGUCUACUUCCUGCCUAUCACGGCGGAGUAUGUCACUCAGGUGAUCAAAAAUGAACGUCCAGACGGCGUGCUGCUGACCUUCGGCGGUCAGACGGCGUUGAACUGCGGCGUGGAGCUCACCAAGCUGGGCGUCCUGGAGAAGUACGAAGUUAAGGUUUUGGGGACACCCGUGGCGUCCAUCGAGAUGACCGAAGACCGGAAAGUCUUUGUGGAGAAGAUGGAAGAGAUCAACGAACACGUCGCACCCAGCGAAGCGGCGCUUUCUGUCGAUCAGGCGGUGGCAGCUGCCGAACGCCUCGGCUACCCGGUUCUGGUGCGCGCGGCGUUUUCGCUGGGAGGCCUGGGCUCGGGCUUCGCCAACAACGGGGAGGAGCUCGUCGCUCUGGUGACCGCAGCCUUCGCCCACACUUCCCAGGUGCUCGUGGACAAAUCCCUGAAGGGCUGGAAGGAGAUUGAGUACGAGGUGGUUCGCGAUGCCUACGACAACUGUGUGACGGUGUGUAAUAUGGAGAAUAUUGACCCUCUGGGCAUCCAUACUGGAGAAUCCAUCGUUGUGGCGCCCAGUCAGACGCUCAACGACCACGAGUACAACAUGCUGAGGAACACUGCUAUCAAAGUCAUCAGGCACCUCGGCAUCGUAGGAGAGUGCAACAUCCAGUACGCCCUUAACCCAGAAUCUGAACAGUACUACAUCAUCGAGGUGAAUGCCCGUCUGUCACGGAGCUCGGCCCUGGCCAGUAAGGCGACCGGUUAUCCUCUGGCUUAUGUUGCAGCCAAACUGGGCCUGGGGAUCCCACUGCCACUACUCAAGAACUCUGUGACCAACUCGACAACAGCGAACUUUGAGCCCAGCUUGGACUACUGCGUGGUGAAGGUGCCUCGCUGGGAUCUCAGCAAGUUCCUCAGGGUUUCCACUGAGAUUGGCAGCUCCAUGAAGAGUGUUGGCGAGGUAAUGGCCAUCGGCCGCAACUUUGAAGAGGCCUUCCAGAAAGCUCUGAGGAUGGUGGACGAGAACUGUGUCGGCUUUGACCACACCAUCAAGCCCGUCUCUGAGAAGGAGUUGCAGAUUCCUACGGACAAGCGCAUCUUUGUUUUGGCGUCGGCCUUUCGAGCCGGCUACACGGUGGACCAGCUGAAUGAGCUCACCAAGAUCGACCGCUGGUUCCUGCACAAGAUGAAGAACAUCGCCGACCACGAGCAAUUGUUGGAGACGUACAACCAGGAUGAGAGCGCCAUGCCUCCAGAGGUGUUGCGAAAGGCCAAACAGCUGGGCUUUUCAGACAAGCAGAUCGCCCAAGCUGUACAGAGCACAGAACUUGUCGUUCGAAAGCUGCGUCACGAUUGGUCCAUCCUCCCUGUAGUGAAGCAGAUUGACACAGUGGCGGCCGAAUGGCCCGCCCACACGAACUACCUGUACCUGACCUACCACGGCACAGAGGACGACCUGGCCUUCAACGACCAGCACAUCAUGGUGAUCGGCUCGGGCGUUUACCGCAUCGGCAGCAGCGUGGAGUUCGACUGGUGCGCGGUCGGGUGCAUCACAGAGCUCAGGAAGAUGGGCUAUAAGACCAUCAUGGUGAACUACAACCCAGAGACCGUCAGUACAGACUAUGACAUGUGUGACCGCCUCUACUUUGACGAGAUUUCCUUUGAGGUGGUGAUGGAUAUCUAUGAGAGGGAAAACCCCGAGGGAGUGAUCCUGUCCAUGGGCGGCCAGCUUCCCAACAACAUCGCCAUGUCGCUGCACCGUCAGCAGUGCCGCAUCCUGGGAACCUCCCCCGAGUUCAUCGACUCGGCCGAGAACAGGUUCAAGUUCUCCCGAAUGCUGGACACCAUCGGAAUCAGCCAGCCGCAGUGGAAGGAGCUCUCCGACAGGAAGUCUGCUGUGACGUUUUGUGAGACCGUGGGUUAUCCCUGCCUGGUUCGUCCUUCCUACGUUCUCAGCGGGGCGGCCAUGAACGUCGCCUAUAGCGACAGCGACCUCGAGAAAUACCUCACCGACGCUGUCGCCGUGUCCAAGGAAUAUCCCGUCGUGAUCUCCAAAUUCAUCCAGGAGGCCAAGGAGAUAGACGUGGACGCCGUCGCCUCUGAUGGGGUGGUGAUGGCCAUCGCGGUGUCUGAACACGUGGAGAACGCCGGCGUCCACUCUGGAGAUGCCACACUGGUGACGCCCCCGCAGGACCUCAAUCAGAAGACGAUGGAGAGGAUCCAGGUGAUCGUCCAUGCCAUCGCUCAGGAGCUGCAGGUCACUGGACCUUUCAACUUGCAGCUGAUCGCCAAGGAUGACCAACUGAAAGUGAUCGAGUGCAACGUCAGAGUCUCCCGCUCCUUCCCCUUUAUAUCAAAGACACUGGGCGUGGACCUGGUCGCGUUGGCAACACAGAUCAUUGUGGGGGAAGACGUGGAGCCCUUGGGCCUCAUGAGAGGCAAAGGGAUUGUGGGAGUGAAGGUCCCCCAAUUUUCGUUCUCUCGCCUGGCCGGAGCCGACGUGGUGCUCGGGGUGGAGAUGACCAGCACUGGCGAGGUGGCGUGUUUUGGGGAGAACCGAUACGAGGCUUACCUCAAAGCCAUGCUCUCCACGGGCUUUAAGAUCCCCAAAAAGAACAUCCUGCUGUCCAUCGGCAGUUAUAAGAACAAGAGUGAGCUGCUGCCCACCGUGCAGGCUCUGGAGUCCAUGGGUUACGACCUGUACGCCAGUCUGGGUACUGCAGACUUCUACACAGAACAUGGAGUCAAGGUGAAAGCAGUGGACUGGCCAUUUGAGGAGGAGGUGAGCGAGUGUCCCACCAAAGAGAAGCAGCGCAGCAUCAUGAACUACUUGGAGGAAAACCACUUUGAUCUGGUCAUCAACCUUUCCAUGAGGAACAGUGGAGGUCGCCGGCUCUCCUCCUUCGUCACCAAGGGCUACAGGACAAGACGCAUGGCCAUCGACUACUCCGUCCCGCUCAUCAUCGACAUCAAGUGCACCAAGCUCUUUGUCCAGGCUCUUCAUCAGAUCGGUCGGGCUCCACCAGUGAAAACGCACAUCGACAGCAUGACGUCCCAGACGCUGGUCCGUCUGCCGGGGCUGAUCGACGUGCAUGUUCACCUGCGGGAGCCCGGUGCCACACACAAGGAGGACUUCUCCUCUGGGACGGCAGCUGCUCUGGCAGGAGGCGUGACCAUGGUGUGUGCGAUGCCCAAUACUUCCCCCGCCAUCACCGACGCCGGCACCCUGGCCCUGGCACAGAAGCUGGCCAAAGCGGGCUGCAGGUGUGACUACGCCCUGUAUUUGGGCGCGGCUUCAGACAACGCCGCCGCGCUGCCGUCCAUCGCCAGCCAGGCUGUCGCCCUGAAGAUGUACCUGAACGACACGUUCUCCACCCUCAAGAUGGACAACGUAUCUCUCUGGAUGGAGCACUUUGAGAAGUGGCCCAAGCAGAUGCCCAUUGUUGCUCACGCUGAGAAGCAGACUGUGGCCGCUAUCCUCAUGGUGGCCCAGCUCUACCAGCGGCCCGUCCACAUCUGCCACGUGUCCUCAAAGGAAGAGAUCUUGAUCAUCAGAGCAGCGAAGCAGAAGGGCAUCCAGGUCACAUGUGAGGUGGCCCCUCAUCACCUCUUUCUUUGCGAGGACAACGUGGCGAUGAUCGGAGACGGACGGGCGCAGGUACGGCCCAUGCUGGGAACCCGCGAGGACAUGGAGGCACUCUGGGAGAACCUGGACAUCAUCGACUGCUUCGCCACGGAUCACGCUCCCCACUCUGUUGAGGAGAAGAGCGGCGACCGCCCCCCUCCAGGGUACCCCGGCCUGGAGACGAUGCUGCCGCUGCUGCUGACCGCCGUCAGCGACGGGCGUCUCCUUCUGGAUGACAUCAUCAGGCGUCUUUACGACAAUCCACGCAAGAUCUUCGGCCUCCCUGUGCAGGAAAACACCUACGUGGAGGUGGACUUGGAGCAGGAGUGGGUUAUUCCUCAGGCCAUGCAGUUCACCAAGUCAAAGUGGACACCGUUCCAGGGUAUGAAGGUGAAGGGAAAAGUUCGCCGCGUGGUUCUUCGAGGAGAAGUGGCCUACAUAGACGGCAAGGUGUUGGUGCCUCCGGGUUAUGGCGAAGACGUGAUCGCGUGGCCCACUUCUUUGAUUCAUCGCUUCGAACCUGCCAAAGAAAGUCCGAUGACCCCGGAGCACACGCGUCCUACCCCUCCCCGGGAAGGUCCAGUCCGAACCAGGGCGCCCAGCCCCCGCCGGUUAGGAGAGAUGGUUAUGCUUCUGACGGCCGGCGCUGGCGAUGGUUACAGCCACCCUCCUCCUCUGUCCAGGAUCCUGUCCCCUCAGUCUGGAACAGGACAGCUUGUUGCGGGACCGUUGUCCCACCUGCAGACCUCUCCUCUGCUGCACCCACUGGUGGGCCAGCACAUCCUGUCUGUCAGACAGUUCAGCAAAGAGCAGAUCUCCCACCUGUUUAAUGUUGCCCACACUUUGCGUAUGAUGGUUCAGAAAGAACGAAGCCUGGACCUCCUGAAGGGCAAAGUGAUGGCGUCCAUGUUCUACGAGGUCAGCACUCGCACCAGUAGCUCCUUCGCGGCAGCCAUGCAGCGUCUCGGCGGCUCCGUCGUCCACUUCAGUGAAUCCACGUCGUCGACACAGAAGGGAGAAUCUGUGGCCGACUCAGUCCAGACCAUGAGCUGCUACGCCGACGUCCUGGUGCUCCGACACCCGAUGCCUGGAGCCGUGGAGAGUGCUUCCCGUCAGUGCCGUAAGCCUGUGAUCAACGCCGGAGACGGCGUCGGGGAGCAUCCAACCCAGGCGCUGCUGGACGUCUUCACUAUCCGAGAGGAGCUGGGGACUGUUAACGGCAUGACGAUAACCAUGGUUGGGGAUCUGAAACACGGCCGCACGGUUCAUUCCCUCGCCAAGCUGCUGACCCAGUACCGCAUCACCCUGCGCUACGUGGCUCCAAAGGACCUCCACAUGCCGGCAGAGAUCAUCAGCUACGUGGCCUCAAAGGGCAUCAGACAGGAGGAGUUUGAAAGUAUUGAGGAAGCUCUGCCAGAGACCGACGUCCUCUACAUGACGAGGAUUCAGAAGGAGAGGUUUGCGUCUGAAGAAGAGUACAAUGCUUGUUUUGGCCAGUUCAUCCUCACCCCUCACAUCAUGACUGUGGCCAAAAAGAAGAUGGUGGUGAUGCAUCCGCUGCCCAGAGUCAAUGAAAUCAGCGUGGAAGUGGACACAGACCCAAGGGCGGCGUAUUUCCGUCAAGCAGAGAACGGCAUGUACAUCCGAAUGGCCCUCCUGGCCACCGUACUGGGCAGAUAGAUCCACGUGGCGUCUAUUUGCAGCACAAGUUGUGGACCAUUUUUAAGAGUGUUACGUCCUAGACACGAUUCCAGCCCGUCAGUGGAUUUCUUGUUUCCAGUCCCAGAAGGGGUGUAGUAAUAAAUGCCACAAAAGACUAACUUGAUCGUUAGGUUUCUGAACUCGUAUAAUGCUGCUGCGGACCGGUACUUGUUUUUCAUCGUCUUAGUGGACGUUUUCCAUAAAUCUGCCGCUGAACUAGAAAUACUAGAUGUUGUACUUGGAAUUGGGAGAAUUGAGAAAGGACAUUUAAGUCAUAACCGCCGUGGCGUUGUGUGUUAUUGAUUAAAGGUAUUGGUCGCUGAAUGAAUUUAAAGGGACCCGUUACGAUAUUAAAAUGGAGGAAACGGUGAGGUAUUGCUCUGUUCUGACCAAUAAUGCUGCCAGUUUGCUGGAUUAUCUACUUCAAAGUGUUCCGUUAACUGAACAUUCAUACACACGCACAUUCUCUUGAAACUCUGCCUUUGAUGGUUCAGGAGUGAUUCCUUAUUCUGCUGCAGUUUAGAAGUACUCUUUUAUCAUCUGUGAACAAGUGUUGAUGAAUGACUGUAUUAUGGGGAGAAAUAAAUAAUAAAAACAAUUUCCUCUUUGCA